Messenger RNA from Peniophora sp. CBMAI 1063, 1638 nucleotides. The record is from the annotation of a GenBank genome assembly. Lineage: Eukaryota; Fungi; Basidiomycota; Agaricomycetes; Russulales; Peniophoraceae.
AUGAAGGCGAAUAUGCCCCGUUCUUUCAGAGACCUCUCUGUCGAGGUGCUUAUUGACAACUUACUACCCGCUGUCGAUCUCUCGGAUCUCGGAAGUUUGGCUUCUACGAACAGGUUUCUUGCCGCUAUUUGUAGCGACGACACUUUUUGGAAACGAAAAUGCUUGGAAGACUUCAACUUCAGCAGUGGGGAGACGGCUAGAACCAGCGGAUGGAAGGUGCUUUAUCGCGGAUUAUUUCGUCCAAAGAUCUUCGUCUGGGGCGAGAAGAGUAGUGGGAGGCUCGGUAUCCAGCAAGGGCUUUCCACGAUUGGCGCUGGGAGUGGGGUCCCAUAUCCGAUUGAGCUCGGGAUCCCCGGGCAUCGCAUCAUAUCUCUAGCCGCCGCCGGAAUGGCAUUCUAUGCGCUGGAUGUCAAAGGUCUACUUUUUGCAUGGGGCACUCUCGAUGGCCGACAUGAGAUGGGAAACAGGCGGGACGGGUUUUCUGCCGCAUACAAGACCGCGCACGUUCCCUAUCAGCUUGUGAUGCCAAAUCCCAUACGUAGUCUGAGUUGUGGGAGGCUCCACACGCUCGCCCUGGACACGAAGUGUCAGGUGUGGACCUUCUGCAACUGGGGUCGGCCCUUUUACUUAGAAUCUGAGCGUUUCAAUGGUCUACUGCCCGAGACGACACCUGUACAAGCAGAGGCAGGAUGGAGCUUCAGCGCUAUACUGACUCAGUCGGGCGACGUUCUAGUAUAUUGGCAUGAUGAUGGGGCCAUGAGGCGAGCAUUCAACAGACAGAUGGCCCUCAUGGACCGCGACAAUGGCACCAAGGCGCGACCAGAUGAACAAAGCAAAACUAUACCUUGCGCAACAUGGGGGCUGAAGGAGGACCCGUUCGUCCUGCGACCCAUACCAGACCUUCCCGUGCUUUCGCGCAACGGCUUAUCCGAAGAACAGCAAGCUGAGCCUACGAAACUCGUCAAGAUCGCAGGAAUGGACAACGUGCUGAUCGGGCUCACCAAUAAGGGACACGUAAUGAAACAUGGUGGUCUACAUAACGAAUUGUCAUCAGGGGAAGGCUCCCGCUGGGAAUAUUUACCUGAGUUUAGCGAUGCCGAAUACCUCAGACAUAACUCUGUGUAUCAGAGUGAGAAACUGGAAGCACCAGAUAUCAUGCACAUCACCCAUGUGACAGCGCACUUCCACAGAUUUGUGGCGUACUCCACAGGCUCGCGGUCCAUCAUCCUGAUGAGCAACGACAACACCAGUCCUGCCACUCCGGCCAAUAUCAUGCCGGCGCUACAAGACCGAGGCGUAAUCAAUGUCCUCCUCGGGGACUAUCACAACGCCGCUCUGACUUCGGACGGAAAGCUUUUCACAUGGGGCAGCUACUCGAACGGCGCGUUAGGUCUCGGGGACCCUCGUGAACUCACGCCCGGCACCCCGGGAGGGUAUGCCAACGAGGCACAACGGCAUCACCAGGCGGAGGCUCGCGGCUGGAUAGCUGAGCCACCGCCCGUGCGAGAGCCGACGGAAGUCAGGUUCGACUAUAAUGGAGACAAUGGUAAGAAGUUCGUAUUCGCGGCGACGGCGGCUGGAUGGCAUACCGGUGCCUUGGUCAUGAGCUUGGAGGAUAGACCCAAUAAGGAAGACUGA